Molecule: messenger RNA, 2376 nt
Organism: Drosophila rhopaloa
Lineage: Eukaryota; Metazoa; Arthropoda; Insecta; Diptera; Drosophilidae
Gene: Ir87a
Source: RefSeq, a predicted model, not a curated record
AUGUCCACACCUGAGCACCGGUUUUGGUUAGCGACCUUGCUGCUCCUCUGGAGUUUGCAGUUCGGAGUCCACGGAUUCGGAAUCAAUCUGAUGAAGGUUCAAUCUGAGGACAAAGGGCAGCAAGCUUGCAUCCUGGCUUUGCUCCGGAAAUAUUUCGAUUCCGGGGAUGGACUCUCCGGCUCAGUGCUCUGCUUCAAUCGAAACUAUCAGUUACACAAUAUCCAGGAGCAGUUACUAAGAGGCAUGAACUCAUACGGACAGUAUCCAUGGAGCCUUUUGAUAACGAACUCCAGGGAGGGGGGUUCUUCGUCAUCCAAGGUCCUGUUGAACGAGAAGCCGCAGUGCUAUUUCCUCAUCGUCGAGAGUCUAGAGGACGAAGAUCUGGACGACAUAAUCGAGCACUGGAAAACCAUGGUCAACUGGAAUCCCCUGGCCCAAUUCGUCGUUUAUCUGGCCAGUUUGGAAGAAACGGAGGAGGAGAUGACUGACCUAAUGGUUGAAUUGCUCCUUACCUUCAUAAACAAGAAGAUCUUCAACGUGAAUGUCAUUGGCCAGAGCGAAGAAAACAAUUUCUUCUAUGGCAAGACCGUAUUUCCCUACCACCCGGAUAACAAUUGCGGAAAUCGGGUUAUAUCUGUUGAGCUACUGGAUGCCUGUGACUAUCCUGGCGAUGAAAAGGAUAAUGAGGACGAGGACUACGACGAAGGUGAAGGCGAUGGAAGCCAGGAGAACGGGGCAGAGUCUGUCAACAGUCAAGAAAAUUCUAAAGAUCAGGAAAAUGAGGUUUCAAAAAAUAGCAGAGAAAGUGGAGAAACUGGUAGCGAUGAUAAGGAAACCGAACAAACAGAGACAACAAACGACGAUAAAACUGAAAGUUCAACUGAAAAUGGAACAGAUAAUGAGGAACUUGAAAAUAAUUUAAAUGCCAACUCUUCAGAGCCGGAAGUAACUAUCGAGGAAUUCUAUCGGGCAAAGUUUGAGGAUAAAUUCCCUCGCGAUCUCAGUGGAUGUCCUCUAACAGCAUCCUUUCGUCCUUGGGAACCAUAUAUUUUUCGAAACAGUGAAGAGGAACCCGUGGAGGACAUCUACUACGGCAUUCAAUCGGAUGGGGACGACUACAACGACACUUCCCCCAGUUAUGGGGGAACGGAUGACGAGAGCUAUGGUUACCCGGAAGAGGACGGUGGCAAUCCCAUCCCUGACACCAAUGUCCAGACCAGUGAAAAGCUCAAGUUGAGUGGAAUUGAGUACCAAAUGGUACAGACUAUUGCCGAGCGUUUGCACGUAAACAUCGAACUGCAGACCGAAAACAGCAAUUUGUACCACCUUUUUCAGCAGCUGAUCGAUGGAGAAAUCGAGAUGAUUGUGGGUGGAAUUGAUGAGGAUCCCAGCAUCAGCCAGUUUGUAUCCAGUUCCAUCCCGUAUCACCAGGACGAGUUGACAUGGUGCGUGGCAAGGGCAAAGCGCAGACAUGGUUUCUUCAAUUUCGUGGCCACUUUUAAUGCUGACGCGGGAUUUCUGCUCGGACUCUUUGUGGUUACAUGCUCUCUGGUGGUUUUAAUGGCCCAACGUGUUUCUGGUUUCCGUUUUAGUAAUCUGAAUGGAUAUUUCCCCAUUUGCCUAAGGGUUCUGGGUAUCUUGCUCAACCAGUCCAUUCGAGUGCAGGACUUUUCACUGACUUUGAGGCAACUAUUUGGGCUCUCUUUUAUGGGCUUCUUCUUCAGUAACACGUACCAGAGUUUUCUGAUCAGCACGCUGACCACUCCCCGUAGUUCCUACCAGAUUCAGACUCUGGAGGAGAUAUACAUCAAUCGAAUGACCAUCAUGGGCACCUCCGAGAACGUACGUCACCUGAACAAAGAUGGGGAGAUAUUCAAGUACAUUCGCGAGAAGUUCAAGAUGUGCUAUAAUUUGGUGGACUGUCUCAAUAAUGCCGCUCAAAAUGAACACAUCGCAGUGGCUGUUUCACGGCAGCACUCCUUCUACAAUCCGCGGAUCCAACGAGAUCGCCUCUACUGCUUCGAUCGACGGGAAUCCCUGUAUGUCUACCUAGUGACCAUGCUGCUGCCCAAGAAGUACCAUCUGCUGCACCAGAUCAACCCGGUGAUCCAACACAUCAUCGAAUCGGGACAUAUGCAGAAGUGGGCCCGCGACCUCGACAUGCGGCGCAAGAUUCACGAGGAGAUCACCAGAGUGCGCGAGGAUCCUUUCAAGGCUCUUACCUACGACCAAUUUCGAGGUGCCAUCGCUUUUUCCGGCGGACUUUUACUGGUGGCAAGCUGCGUCUUUGCCGUCGAAUGGUGCUACGUUAAAUAUGCCCUUCGAUCUAAAAGGAAAAGAUUGGUCAAAAAUGUGAAAGUGUUAAAUAAUCUAUAA